Zingiber officinale is the source of this 753-nucleotide messenger RNA. Its product is annotated as pathogenesis-related protein PR-4-like. Gene Ontology annotation, molecular function: RNA nuclease activity. The record is from RefSeq and is a predicted model, not a curated record. The transcript has 2 exons. Gene Ontology annotation, biological process: defense response to bacterium; defense response to fungus. The coding region runs from base 188 to 682 and encodes 164 amino acids. Lineage: Eukaryota; Viridiplantae; Streptophyta; Magnoliopsida; Zingiberales; Zingiberaceae.
GCAUUUUGUCAUACAUCUGCAAGACAAGUCGCUUGCCGCCAAUGAAAACAGUUGCAUUUGACCUUGCAGUUCGGCUACACGCCAUCCAUCCGCAUCACGAACACGCAGCAUCGACGAAGCAUCCAAAUUAGUAAACCCUCCGUUGGAUCCUUCUAGAUAGCAGCGAUCAAGACCUGGAAACAUUUAUAUGAACCGGAGGAGGUUAGGGCACGACCAAAUCGAAGCAAGGUCGGGGAAGGAGAUGGGGAAGUUGAGCUCAAUGGAAGUUUUGCUUCUGCUGCUGCUUUGCGUCGCCGCCGGCGGGGCGAUGGCGCAGGAGGCGUCGAAUGUGAGGGCGACGUAUCACUACUACUACCCGGCGCAGAACAACUGGGAUCUGUACGCCGUCAGCGCCUACUGCUCGACGUGGGACGGCGACCGGCCGCUGGACUGGCGGAGGAGGUACGGGUGGACCGCCUUCUGCGGACCCGUCGGGCCGACAGGCCGCGACGCCUGCGGCAGGUGCUUGAGGGUUACAAACACAGCUACGGGGAGUCAAGCAACGGUCAGGAUUGUAGAUCAGUGUGCAAAUGGAGGGCUAGAUUUAGAUCAAGGGGUGUUCUCUCAGCUGGACACAGAUGGAAGCGGCUACGCGCGAGGCCACCUGAUCGUUAACUAUCAGUUCGUUAACUGCAACGAUUGAGCGAGCUACCAAUACAAAUGCGAGCCGAAUAAAUAUGUAAUAAAUAAAUAAAUUCGGCAGACUUUAAUAAU